Messenger RNA from Quercus lobata, 1337 nucleotides. RefSeq names its product Acyl-CoA N-acyltransferases (NAT) superfamily protein. The transcript is spliced from 3 exons. Gene Ontology annotation, molecular function: acyltransferase activity, transferring groups other than amino-acyl groups. The record is from RefSeq and is a predicted model, not a curated record. Bases 98 to 1045 code for a protein of 315 amino acids. NCBI's taxonomy places the organism in Eukaryota, Viridiplantae, Streptophyta, Magnoliopsida, Fagales, Fagaceae.
UGGAUUAGCCGAAGCAGUUUAGAGUUUAGACGAGGAUGUUGUUUGUCUCACCAACGUGGAAAGGCCAACCAGGCUCUCACUCUCUCACCUCCCUUCUAUGGCUGCAACAGUUUCACUCUCUUUCUCCAUAGAUCCACAACCACAACACCACUACUUUUCCCACUUCAAACCCCACCAAACUCUUCCUUUCACUUCCUCACCUCUUUUCCCCAAAUACCCACUUCUUACUAUUGCUCACAGACACAACCGCUACGCUUUCAAAUCCUCUUCUUCUUCCUCCCCCUCAACUCCUUCAACGACAGCAACAACAAGCUCUUCUUUUCUCGAAGACCCAUUUCGAACAGGUCGGUUUCUGAGCAAUGAAGAGCUUGAAAAGCUCAAACUCCUCGAGGAUUUCAGGUAUUAUCGGGAACUGGAAUCUGGGUCAUUGUGGAUUCGGGUGAUGAGGGCAGAGGAGAUGGACGACACAGUUGCUUUGCUCGCUGAGUCCUUUGCUGAGUCCAUGGUUUGGCCUUCUGGUUACCUUUCGUUGUUGAGGUUCUUGGUGAAGCAGUACUUGAUUGAGAGACGAGCUCUAAUGCCUCACACGGCCACGCUUAUUGGGUUCUACAGAGGAAAGGAAAAUGAAAGACUAGAACAUGAAGAAGAAGAAGAAGAGGAGGAAGAGUUGGCGGGGACUGUGGAGGUUUGCUUUGAUAAAAGGGGUGCAAAUGCUUCUCCUCCUACGCCUACUCCUCCUAAGAAUUCGCCAUAUAUUUGUAACAUGUCCGUGGAUAAGCCACUUCGCAGGAGGGGCAUUGGCUGGCAUCUACUUAAAGCAAGUGAGGAAUUAAUUUCUCAAAUGAAUUCCACAAGAGAGGUGUACUUGCACUGCAGAAUGAUUGAUGCAGCUCCAUUCAACAUGUACAUAAAAGCAGGUUAUAAGGUUGUGAAUACGGAUAGCAUUUUCAUCCUGUUGAUGUUGCAGAGACGUAAGCAUUUGAUGUGCAAGAAACUUCCAGUUCUAGGAAGCCCUUUUGAUAUGUCAGAUUCUGAUGAGGAAUAAAUAUGUUGAAUGGACUUGUGGAUCAUAACAUAUAUCCAUGAGGAUAUAUGCCAAUGAGGUUGCGAUCAUCAUUCAACCAGGUUAGAUUUUGGCUAGGAGGCGAACCUGAUAUUUGAGCUUCUCCUUGCUUAUAUUAUAUUAUGUGUAUGUAGAGUUCCAUUUUGUUGCAAGUAAAUUGCAUCAGGCAUCUCUAUUUCAAUGUGAUCUUAGUCCUGUUGUUGUUAUAAAAAGAACAGGUUACAGUUUUGACACAUGGUUUAUAUUUUGUAUAUAUUUGAUCUUGAAGUUUUAA